CGAGUACCGGGGCCGGUGAUGAGAGCAGCUGAGGGGGCGACUGAAAGGGUUAAAGCAGCUGCCACCAACAGCCGGGACAUUCUGUGCGCUUAUAGGAAGCUGACAACAAUGAUUGCUAAACGACGACAGAUGAAGCCAGAGAACCAAGAGGAGCAUGGCGGCCCCUCCAAGGUGAAGAGGCGCCGUGCGAGCAGUAAGAAGGUGCGGCCCCCGGACUCGGUGCUGGACGGCGGUGACGGCCUCUUCUUGCAGCUGCUGACGUCUUCUGGACUGGCCCUGAAGUCUGGGGAGCAACAGAAUGAACUUGCUGUGGACCAGAGAGUGUUCCAAAAGGCGCUGCGGCAGGCGCUACGGAGGCACGCCCGAUACCCAGAGGUUCUCCAGGAGUUCAUGGCGGGGCUCGAGUCUCACGUUGAAGACCGGGAGCGCUUCAGGAACUGUCUCCUGCCGUGUGGCCGCUGCAGUGAGGAGGAGGAGGGGAGCAAUCUGCUCAUGAGCUCCUUCCAUGACAGUCUGAUAAAGAUCCUGCUCAGCAUGGAUAUCCUGCAGGAGCGGGUCAUAAAUCUGCUAUUUGAGAAGCUCCCCGAGUUCCUGUAUGACAGCUUUGGCAGUGACGGCAUCAGUAUUCCUCGCCUGGUCAUCAACCAGCUGAAGUGGCUGGAUCUUAUACUGAGUGGCAAGGAGCUGACGGCCAAGAUAAUGCAGCUGGUGACGGUGGCCCCUGCGGACAUUCAGCAGCACGUCAUCAGCAGCCUGCCUGAGAUCCUGGAGGACGCCGAGCACAGCGAUGUCGCCAAGGAGCUGAGCUCGCUGCUGAAGCAGAAUACGCAGCUGACGGUGCCCAUCCUGGACGCCUUCUCCAGCCUGAACCUGAGCUCGGAGCUGCUGACAGAGGUGCGGCAGUGGGUCAUGUCCACCCUCUGUGCUGUGGACCUGGAAGUGGUUCCUGUCAUUGUCAAGUUCAUUCUUCACACGGUCACCCCCGCGGACGCCCUGGAGGUGAUCUCUGAACUCCGCAGAAAUCUCGAUGUGGAGUCGGCUGUUUCGCUGUCGCAGGUCCAGGCUGCCACAUUCAAGGCUGGUGUCACAGGGACCCAGGACUGUGUCACCAUCCUGAUGGAAGUCAUUAAAUCGGGCAUCUGGUUUCAGAAGCACACGUGUGAAGCCUGGCUGAAGGCCAUAGAAAGCGUUCAAACGGUUGAAGAGCACAAGGUCACCGACUUCUUGGUUCUUUUGAUCCUUUACACGACAAAUUCUAACUGUAAAAAACAAGUGGAGCGCGUGCUGAAGAGCAAGGUGCGCUCCGGCUGCAUCACCAGUCAGCUGCUGCAGAACAUCUUCAGGGGGCACUCACAGGUUCUCAUGUUUUACUUUGCCUCCAUGCUGUCCUUGGCGCAGACUCUUCUGAGAUCUGUGGAGCCCGUGGUGUCUUUGUUUGGCAGCCAUCUUUUUAAGCACGCCUUCAUGGUGUUUGAUCGCUACUGCCAGCAGGAGUUGGUUGUGGCUUUAGUGACUCACAUCUGCAGCGGUUACUCCGACGAGGUGGACACUGCCCUGGAUGUUAUAGGUGACCUGGUGUCCGAUCACACGGCCGCUGUGGCGCUGCAUGCCGUCUUCAUAAAGGGUGUAUUGGAUCACCUGGAUAAUCUGAACCCUCAACAGAUCCGUAAACUCUUCCAGAUCCUGUGUGCUCUUGGCUUCAGCCCGGAAGGCGCCCACAUCCAGGUAGUGCUAGACGUUCCCAGCUACAAGCCGCCAUGGCAUUGUGGGUCACUGGAUUAA
Molecule: messenger RNA, 1782 nt
Organism: Bufo bufo (common toad)
Lineage: Eukaryota; Metazoa; Chordata; Amphibia; Anura; Bufonidae
Product: Fanconi anemia group D2 protein-like
Exons: 18
Coding region: 19-1782 (587 amino acids)
Biological process (GO): mitotic intra-S DNA damage checkpoint signaling; double-strand break repair involved in meiotic recombination; homologous chromosome pairing at meiosis
Cellular component (GO): condensed chromosome; nucleus
Molecular function (GO): DNA polymerase binding
Source: RefSeq, a predicted model, not a curated record